Messenger RNA from Leucoraja erinaceus (little skate), 3167 nucleotides. Its product is annotated as tubulin polymerization-promoting protein family member 3-like. The coding region runs from base 118 to 657 and encodes 179 amino acids. The transcript has 4 exons. The record is from RefSeq and is a predicted model, not a curated record. Gene Ontology annotation, cellular component: microtubule. Gene Ontology annotation, molecular function: tubulin binding. NCBI's taxonomy places the organism in Eukaryota, Metazoa, Chordata, Chondrichthyes, Rajiformes, Rajidae. Gene Ontology annotation, biological process: microtubule polymerization; positive regulation of protein polymerization; microtubule bundle formation.
CAGAAAAUAACAUCUCCACUUUAAAGGAACAUUUUGUGACUGAACUGGGAACAGAAGGACUUUAGUGGAGGGGCUCUCAGAACAAAACUGAAAGCACUCAAAGUUAUCAGCAGGAGGAUGGCUGAGGGAGGCUCGGUUAACAUGCAAACACUACACGAGUCGUUUAAGAAGUUUGCUUCUUAUGGAGACACCAAAGCGACAGGCAAUGAAAUGACUGGGAAAAACUGGGCCAAGUUGUGCAAGGACUGCAAGAUCAUCGAUGGCAAGACCAUCACCUCAACCGACGUGGACAUCGUCUUUUCAAAAGUGAAAGGCAAAACAGCUCGAGUGAUCACCUUUGAAGAGUUUAAAAAUGCAUUGGCAGAGCUGGCCCCCAAAAGAUUCAAAGGCCAGAGUAAGGAGGAAGCUACUGAAGCUGCGUACAAGCUGAUCGUGGGGAAAGACCCAACAAAUGCCGGUGUAACGAAAGUGACAAAGACCGGUGCUGUUGACAGACUAACGGACACAUCCAAGUACACAGGCUCCCACAAGGGACGUUUUAAUGAAGACGGAAAAGGCAAAGGGAAGAUUGGGCGAGAAGAUGUAAUAGAUAAAACAGGUUAUGUUGGAGCUUACAAAGGAGCUGGCACUUAUGAUGAAAAGGCAAAAGAGAAAUAAUGCUAGGAGUGAUUUCUGGCUUAGGUGCCUUGUUGUGAAUUGGAGAAAUGUUUUGGUUAUUCUGCUGAAAAUUUAAGAACAUUAUAGAAUUUCUGCUUAAAAUCUUAAGCUUUUAAUUAAAAAUAAUAAUUUAAUAUAAAAUAGUGAUAAUCUUCGGAAUGGACACAGCUCAUUUACAGUUUUUUUAUAUUUUGUGUAGAAAGUAGUUAUUAAAAAUAAACAGUUAACACCUAUGUUAAAAAAUAAACCGAGGGAAAGAUUUUGUGUCGACAGCCACAUGACAAAGAGGAAAUAAGCCCCAAAAGUAUUAAGUACAUUUUUUCUAUUAGAAAUGUUACAAUUUAAUAAUGGAAAUUGCAUUUCAUAUACCCAUUAUAGAAAAAUAAUGUAUAACUAGUCUUAAAUAUAACCUUUAUAAAAUAAUUUAAAUAUUAUUCUUAGAUUACAGAUACAUGCACUUAACUACUUAACUAUCCUUGACAAGAAGACUCUGAAUUUUGAAGCAAUUUCCUUCUGAUGGGCCAACAAUGCGUAACAAUGCAUGGGUCUGAAGAAGGGUCCCGACCCGAAACAUCACCCGUCUUUUUUUCUCCAGAGAUGAUGCCUGACUGGGUUACUCCAGUACUUAAGUGAUCAUAAGUGAUAGUAGAAUUAAGUCAUUCGGCCCAUCAAGUCUACUCCGCCAUUCAAUCAUGGCUGAUCUAUCUCUCCCUCCUAACUCCAUUCUUCUGCCUUCUCCCCAUUACCUCUGACACCCGUACUCAUCAAUAAUCUAUCUAUUUCUGCCUUAAAUAUAUCCACUGACUGGCCUCCACAGCCUUCUGUGGCAAAGAAUUCCACAGAUUCACCACACUUUGAGUCUAUCUUCAGCGUAAACCAGCAUCUGCAGUUCCUUUCUACACUCAAUGCUUUACACAGUAUUGCUGCUGCCUUUCUGUAGGACUACAGCCUCUGUCUAGUGUUGCAACAUGCUGCAGGUUGGAGGCACAAGAUGUUGUAUGCAAACUCUGUUGAUAUUGGCAUUGCACCAUUCCACGCAUGAUUCCAUUGCUUUAGCAAAAUCCCUGGAAAUGAGAUGGCGUCAAAAAUUCCUCAACAAGUCGAUAGGAGUGAAAUAUACCGGUUUCAACAUGGAAACAGUCUUUUAUCAUAGCAAGAUUACAUCACUAUUUGCCCUGUUCUGGUUCUAAUUCACCCCCCUUCAUAAUUGCAUUCUUUUUAGAUUAAUAAUAAAUAAUGCAAUGUCACUGAUUAUCCAAACAGACAUGCUGGAAUAUAUUUUAGACUCCAGCCAUAGUAUGAUGAAUAAACUCAAAUAAUCACUAGAAAACACUGGGAGUGGAAGCUCAUAAGAGUGCCCUUGUUAAUGAAACUCAAUGAGAUACUAUAAUAUGACGUCACCCAGUUAUUAAGAUUAUUGAUGGAUGAUGGUGGAUUAGAUUUUCCAUAUUGAAAGUUUCUAUGUUCCCGGGACUGGCAGGCUUGAGUUAUAAGGAGAAACUGGAUCAAUUUUUUCCCCUGGAUGUAGAGGCUAAGGGUUACUGUAUGGAAGUAUGUAAAAUCUUGAAGGGAUUGGUCAGAUGAAUAGUUGCUGAAUUUUUCCCAAAUUAAGUGCAUCUGAAAUGAAGGGGCACUGAUUUAAGAUGAGGGGAAAAUUUAAAUAGGGACAUGACGGGCAACCUUUUUACACAGAGGGUGGUGAGUGUCAGGAACAAGCAGCCAAAGAAAGUGGGUAUAAUUGUAACUGCUUAAAAGACAUUUGGACAGGUGCAUGGAUAGAAAGGAUUUAGAGGGAUAUAGGCCAAACACAUGGCACAGUUGGGCAGCUGGUAGAAUUACUACCUCACAGCGCCAGAGACCCGAGAUUCGAUCCUGACGACAGGUGCUGUCUGUGUGAAGUUUGUACAUCACAAAGAUAUGUGAGUUUGGAGGUUCAUUGGCCUCUAAGAAUUGCUCCUAGUGUGUAGGGAGUGGAUGAGAAAGUAGGAUAAUAUAGAACUAGUGUGAAUGGGUGAUCAAUUGUCAGCGUGGAGUCGGUGGGCCGAUGGGUCUGUUUCAAGAUUUAUCUCAAAACUAAACUAAACUAAACUAGCUCAAGUUGGCAAUUGUUCUGCAUGGACAAAUUGGGUCAAAGGGCCUAUUUCCGUACUCUUUAACUGACUAAUCCUUACUGAUUAUGAUCUGGCAGGGUCAUAAGAUCAGUUUUAGUACUGAAACUUUGUACAAAAACAUCCGCCCUCUUAAAGCACCCUUUAAAUUGGGGGAAUUGACUGCUUUGUUGAACUUCCUUCAAUGCCUUAUGUACUGACGCAGUAAUAAUACUGUAUUGUAUCAAUGUAUUAUUUCCCAUGUGCAGAAAGCUAAAAUGGUGUGUGGCAUAAUGGACAGUAUGGGUGUUUAUGUAAUAUUAUUCAAAUAUAAUAUUUUGAAUAAAAGAUGAUAUACCCAAACAUUAUUUUGGUGCAAGUAUACUACAGUAAUAUUUACAAAGAUUAAAAAAUAUAUAUCUA